CACGUGUGCAGCCACCGCAUGAGCGUUCUGUCUGUUCCGCAGGCGCUAACGCCCGCGCUGCCCCCCUUGGCGCAGGUGCUGGCCGCGCUGGCCGUGUCGCUGGGGCCGUUCGCAGCGGGGCUGGGCAAGGGCUACAGCUCGCCGGCCAUCGCGUCGCUGCAGGAGCAGCAGGCGGCGGCCGAGGAGAUCGUGGCGCGCUUCCCGGGCGGGCGGCUGCCCGCGGGGCUCAACGGGUCGGCG
This is a messenger RNA of Gryllus bimaculatus (two-spotted cricket), 240 nucleotides long. The record is from the annotation of a GenBank genome assembly. NCBI's taxonomy places the organism in Eukaryota, Metazoa, Arthropoda, Insecta, Orthoptera, Gryllidae.